This is a messenger RNA of Dentiscutata erythropus, 327 nucleotides long. Lineage: Eukaryota; Fungi; Glomeromycota; Glomeromycetes; Diversisporales; Gigasporaceae. The record is from the annotation of a GenBank genome assembly.
UUAAAAAUCUUGAGGUACAAGCUACAAACACGAUUAUUAUAGAAAGCCAGAGAGAAAUAAGUCCAGAUCAUACUAACAUGAAAAAGCGAAGAGAAAAUAAAGAAGCUAGCUUGAUUAAUGGCGACAAUAAUACGAUUCAAAGUGAUAAUUCACGUUCUUAUACGUCCAAAAGACAAAAUGAACAAACUUUAAAUAGUUCAUCUUUGGCUAGAAAUAAUUCGUCAGAAGGUUUUUAUAGCCAACAGUUGUUGAUAUCUAACAACACAUUAUUUUCUUCAUACAGAAGCCCAAAUAAAUAUGCUGGUUUGAUUAGUGGCGGCGGCAAUG